This is a messenger RNA of Penicillium malachiteum, 1173 nucleotides long. RefSeq lists its product as uncharacterized. Gene Ontology annotation, biological process: transmembrane transport. NCBI's taxonomy places the organism in Eukaryota, Fungi, Ascomycota, Eurotiomycetes, Eurotiales, Aspergillaceae. The coding region runs from base 1 to 1173 and encodes 390 amino acids. Gene Ontology annotation, molecular function: transmembrane transporter activity. The record is from RefSeq and is a predicted model, not a curated record. The transcript has 3 exons. Gene Ontology annotation, cellular component: membrane.
AUGAAGCCCUCACAGUGGAUUGCUGUCAUGAUGUUUGUUUGGGGAAUUAUCAUGACCCUCACUGGAAUAGUUAGUUCUUAUCAAGGGCUCGUGGCAGCGCGCUUCUUUCUCGGAUUAGCAGAAGCUGGCUUUUUUCCAGCUGCGGCCUAUCUUCUUACUCUCUGGUAUAAACGAUAUGAGAUCCAAAGCCGUAUGGCUGUGUUCUAUACUGCCUGCUCCUUCUCGGGAGCAUUUGGCGGCCUACUUGCCUUUGCGAUCGAGAAGAUGGAUGGCAUUGGUGGUCUUGCAGGAUGGAGAUGGAUUUUCAUCAUUGAGGGGUUGUUCCCAGUCGCUUGCUCCAUCGCAGUGUGGUUUAUUCUGCCUGAUAAGCCAGAAACUGCGCAUUUCCUGACAGUCGAGGAAAAGGCAUUUAUAAUAAAUUGUUUAAAAGUCGAGACUGGGACGGACAACACCGAUAAAGUUGCAUGGUCGUCUAUCAAAGAUACUCGGAUGGAUUGGAAGAUAUACGCCAUGACAGUGAUUUAUCAGGGAGUUAGUGUCGGCGUUUACAGAUUCACAGGUGUUUUACCCACCGUAGUUGAGGAUAUGGGCUAUAACUCAGCCACCGCACAAUUGAUGACAGUCCCGAUAUACAUGAGUGCAGUCGUAUUUGUCUUGAUCAUCGCUUUAUGGUCUGACCACAUACAGACACGCACACGUUUUAUCAUUGGGUGCUACAGCGUUGCCAUUAUCGGCUUCAUUGCGGAGCUUGCUAUUCCACAGGACCGGCUAUUCGGAGUCACUUACCUGUUCCUCUUCUUCAUUGCCAUUGGUAUAUAUGGACCAUUGGUGUGCAUAAUGUGCCUCUGCGCAAAUAAUCUGGCUCCAAGCUCUAAAAGAGCGGUCGGCCUCGCUCUUCUCGUCACUAUCGGCAACUUUGGUGGCUUUAUAGGCAGCAAUAUCUUUCUCCAAAGCCAGGCUCCCAAGUACCCUGCUGGUUUUGGCACAUGCCUUGGGGUUCUCAUCAUCUCAACUGUCAGUACAAUCGCUCUGCGCCUUGCUCUACAAAGGGGAAAUAAAAGGAGGGAUGAGUUCAUGAGCGGCAAAUCGGCCGAGGAGGUCAGAGCUCAGUAUUCAGAUGCCGAGUGGGUUGAACUUGGAGAUAAGAGCCCGCUAUUCCGGUAUACUUUAUGA